Molecule: messenger RNA, 1731 nt
Organism: Helianthus annuus (common sunflower)
Lineage: Eukaryota; Viridiplantae; Streptophyta; Magnoliopsida; Asterales; Asteraceae
Product: carboxypeptidase SOL1
Exons: 15
Coding region: 146-1591 (481 amino acids)
Biological process (GO): proteolysis
Molecular function (GO): metallocarboxypeptidase activity; zinc ion binding
Source: RefSeq, a predicted model, not a curated record
GAUCUAAGAUAACUUAAAACUUACCCCUUCGGCCCUUCCCUGUUUUUCAAUCUCCUGCAAACAAAAUCAUCAGAAAUCUAAAAAAUUACGGCUCCCCUGCGAUCAGUUUUGUCUCAAAUCUGAAGCUCCAUUUUGGAUCGCUUUCAUGGCGCACCUGAAUUCGUCGCUAUUACUUUUUCUCUCGUUAAAUUUGCUCCAGCUUUUCCAUACAGCCGUCGGCAGAGGCGGUCAACGUGAUUCAGGUUUUGUCGAUAAAUCAUAUGCUGCUUCAGGAAGACAUCUGUUCGAAGAAAACCACUUUCAGAAACUUAAUAAUUUAGCUCAUGGGUAUAUGUCUAAUUCUGAUCUUGAGAAGGCUAUCAAGGCAUUUCAUGGUAGAUGUGGUCGUAUAUCAAAGAUAUACAGUAUUGGGAAAAGUGUCUUUGGAGUUCCACUGUGGGCGAUUGAAAUUUCUAACAAGCCAGGGAAGGAAGAGGCUAAACCUGCUUUUAAGUUUAUCGGUAAUGUGCAUGGAGAUGAACCUGUUGGCCGUGAACUUCUCUUACGUCUAGCAAAUUGGCUCUGUGACAAUUAUAUGAAGGAUCCCUUGGUGACACUGAUUGUAAAUAAUGUGCACCUUCACAUCCUUCCGUCCAUGAAUCCUGACGGGUAUUCACUGAGGAGGCGCGGUAAUGCCAACAACGUUGAUCUCAAUCGUGAUUUUCCAGACCAGUUUUUUCAAAUGAAUGACGAUCUCACAGUAAGACAACCUGAGACAAAAGCGAUCAUGAAUUGGAUAAAAAAGAUACGUUUCACAGCCUCUGCUAGUCUUCAUGGGGGAGCACUUGUUGCAAAUUAUCCAUGGGACGGGACCCAAGAUAAGAGCAAAAGUUACUACGCGUGUCCUGAUGAUGAAGCUUUCAAAUAUAUGGCAAAAUUGUAUAGCGGGUCCCACUAUAAUAUGUCUCAAAGCCAAGAAUUCAAAGCAGGAAUCACAAAUGGGGCUUAUUGGUAUCCCAUAUAUGGCGGCAUGCAAGACUGGAACUACAUCUACGGUGGCUGUUUCGAACUGACGUUGGAGAUCAGUGACAACAAAUGGCCUCCUGCUAAUGAGCUUCCAACGAUAUGGCAAUAUAACAAACAGAGUAUGCUUGAUCUUGUUGCAAGCCUUGUGAAGUCAGGAGUACAUGGAAGGGUCUAUUCGUCAGAUUGUGGGGAGCCUUUGCCUGCAUCUAUUGCAAUAAAGGGCAUCAAUUAUACGAUUAAGGCGAGUGAAAGAUUAGCUGAUUAUCAUCGGUUACUGGCCCCUGGACAUCAAUAUGAAGUAACGGCAACGAUGCCUGGUUACAAAACCCGAAGCACGACUAUUAAAAUGGGUGAAGAAGCAAUGACACUGGAUUUCAUACUUGAACCAACCAGUAGUUUUCUGCCACGUCAGCCCUGCAAAAGGAGCAGUAUGAAAAUAUUAGAGGUUAUAUCAACGCCUCAUUUCCAGGUUGCGCUAACUUUAUUUUCGGUUCUGGCUUUUCUCUGUUUCCUAAUAAAGAGAAAAAUCAUUUUUAGUCAUCUUAGAGGACGGAAGUACCUAGGACGACGUUCGUCUGCCGUGUAGGAUACCCUUUUCUUCUCUUUUACCUAUUAAGAACCACAAAAGGUGUACAUUUUGUUUUAUUACUGUAUCAACAUUGACAUACAGAAAGUUAUUGUAUUUGAAUGAAAGCAUAAAAAUCAGAAAUAUACAGGUAAAGUGAA